Molecule: messenger RNA, 1857 nt
Organism: Phragmites australis (common reed)
Lineage: Eukaryota; Viridiplantae; Streptophyta; Magnoliopsida; Poales; Poaceae
Product: nuclear transcription factor Y subunit A-7-like
Exons: 6
Coding region: 485-1396 (303 amino acids)
Biological process (GO): regulation of transcription by RNA polymerase II
Cellular component (GO): CCAAT-binding factor complex
Molecular function (GO): RNA polymerase II cis-regulatory region sequence-specific DNA binding; DNA-binding transcription factor activity, RNA polymerase II-specific
Source: RefSeq, a predicted model, not a curated record
GUUCUUCUUAGCCGAGUUGCACCUGCAGUCGUUAAACUGUACUAGAUGAUGUUCGUUUCUCUUCUGAUCCGUGUUUCUUUACAGCUUUUGAUGUUCGUACUGUAAAUCGAGCCUUGCUGGAAAUUCUUUGGUCGACCCGUUCUUGGUCCCGGGUUUUCUUGUCCAGCCGUCCAGUGUUCCUGUUCUACAGUGUACUAUCCUGCCUAUCGUUUAACGACUCGCUAGCGCGUGGUCUACUCACUACAAAGGAUUCAGAGCGUGGUUGAGUUCUUGCGUCUCCAAUCGAGUCAAGAUCGUUGCCCUGUUUCGCACGAACAGGCUAAUCUAUCGACGGCCCUGCUUCCGCUCACUUUGACCCCCGCUUAUGACUUUUCUAAUCUCUGUUCAACUUUGUUUGAGGUGGAGCCAAUUAAUAAUUUGCCACCACUAAAAAAUGAUUUCGUUUUCAAUCUCUACCCGGUCAUAGACUAGUAUAUACUCUCGUAUGUCAUUUGACUUGCUGCUGAAACAGUGUCCAUGUGUUGUCUUCUCGAUGUUGCUGAAACAGCGAGGACCUGAACGACUGUGGAGCAAGGCAGCGAGUAUGAGCAGCAUGGAGUCGCGGCCGGGGGGAACGAACCUGGUGGAGGCCAGAGGGCAGGGCACCGCGAUGCCUUCCGGCGGCACGGCGAUGCAGCCGUGGUGGACGGGCUCCGGGGCCGGGCUCGGAGCGGUGUCCCCUGCCGUUGUGGCGCUGGGGAGCGGGGCAGGGGUUAGCCUGUCGAGCAGCCCGGCAGGUGGUGGCGGUCGGGCGACCAAAGGUGCUGCGAGCAGCAAGGCGAGUGACGAGAGCAGCGAGGAUUCACGGAGAUCUGGGGAACCAAAAGAUGGAAGCGUUGGUCAUGAAAAGAAUCAUGCUACAUCACCGAUGCCUGCUUUGGUGUCAGAGUAUUUGGCACCAUAUACACAGCUGGAACUGAACCAAUCGAUUGCUUCUGCAACAUAUCAGUACCCAGAUCCUUGCUAUGCAGGCAUGGUUGCUCCGUAUGGAACUCAACCUGCGACUCAUUUCCAGCUACCUGGAUUAACUCACUCUCGCAUGCCAUUACCUCUUGAAAUAUCCGAGGAGCCUGUUUAUGUAAAUGCGAAGCAGUACCAUGGAAUUUUAAGACGAAGGCAAUCACGUGCCAAGGCGGAACUUGAGAAAAAGGUGGUCAAAGCCAGGAAGCCCUAUCUUCAUGAGUCUCGUCAUCAACACGCAAUGAGGAGGGCAAGAGGAAAUGGGGGACGCUUCCUAAACACAAAGAAAACUGACAGUGGUACUCCCAAUGGUAAAGCUGAACUGAAGAUAGGAGAGCAAAACUCCAAGCAUAUCCAUGUCCCUCCUGACUUACAGCUACGACAGAAGAAGGCAUGAAGUAGCGGUCCUGCAUGCUAAAACAGUGGCAUCUGUCCACAGGCAUACGCACUUGAGAUCAAAUCCUUGCUCCAGCGUUGCACUGCCAUCUUUUCAUCUUCUUUGGGGAAAGCGGUCCAGUGUUCGUUCACCUGAAUGAGCUUGGUACCUGUUGUUGGUCCUGGCAGAAUGCAAUCUGGGCACAAGAGUCCAUCCAAGUGUUCAAGGCCAUGGGUAGGUCGGCUGUUUUCAGGCAAUUCAUUCUUGGCUUUCACAUUCCGCCCUUGUUUGUACCUGGUGUGUUGGAAGUGAACUAGAUUGUGUUCUGACUUCAGCAUCCUGUGCUGCAUGUAUAAUUAAAAUUAGCUUUGGAUAAUGUUUGUAAUGCUUGAACUGUGACAAAGUCGUAGCUGAACUGGAUCUACAGCGAAAGCAACUCAUGUCGAGUCCUGUGCAAAAGCAGAAGAUUGUUUCACUAUUUU